Molecule: messenger RNA, 6588 nt
Organism: Spodoptera litura
Lineage: Eukaryota; Metazoa; Arthropoda; Insecta; Lepidoptera; Noctuidae
Product: zinc finger SWIM domain-containing protein 4
Cellular component (GO): Cul2-RING ubiquitin ligase complex
Molecular function (GO): zinc ion binding
Source: RefSeq, a predicted model, not a curated record
GGCCGAGCGAGCGCCAUGUCCGCGUGUGCGCCGCGCGCCUGCUGCCGGCCGCGCGCCCCGCCGACGCUACUCGAUAUCACAGCGAAAAUAGUCGCCGCUGCGAUCCCGUUCCAACGCAUCGAGGAGCGCUAUGAACGCAUCCCCGAGCCGGUGCAACGCCGCGUCGUGUAUUGGUCGUUCCCGCGGGAUGAGCGGGACAUCUGCAUGUACUCGUCGCUGGCGCGAGCGCCACCCGACGACCACCGCAACAUUGCCUUCUGCCGAGGGCUGAAGCUGCUGGAGGCUGGCUGUGUGGAGAACGUGCUACAAGUCGGUUUCCAUUUGAGCGGAGUGGUGCGCGCGCCCGCCGCGGUACCGCCAUGCUCCGAGCCGGAACGGCUAUACAGGGUCACUGUCUCGUUCGACAGGUGCAAGAUAACUGGAGUGACGUGCAGCUGCGAAGCGCGCGACAUCUUCUGGUGUCAGCAUGUGGUGGCGCUGGCGCUCUACCGCAUCAGAAACGCAGAUUCCGUCAGGCUGAGGGUGCCUAUAUCAGAAACCCUGCUGCAGAUGGACAGACAACAGUUGCAAAAGUUCGUGCAGUACUUAAUAGCAGAGCAUCAUACGGAGGUCCUGCCGACAGCGCAGCGGUUAGCUGACGAGGUCCUGCAAGCCAGGUCUGCUAUCAACAGGAUCUGUGGAGCACCUGAUCCAACGGCAGGACCGCCGCCUGAUGCACACCAUGCUUGGCACUUGGAUGAGCAACAAGUUUGCGAACAAGUGCGAGCAUAUUUAUUACAGGGGACUUAUUACAAUGCAAAUAAACAACUUAACUCGUUAUUUUCUAAGGUAAGAGAAAUGCUCCGCGCCCAAGACUCUAACGGUCCUAGGAUGCUAAUGCUUAUGACAGAACAGUUCCUAUCAGACCCAAGGUUACUCCUAUGGAGAAACCAAAACACCCCCAUGACGGAGAAGUGUAGACAGUUAUGGGAACAACUAGGAGCAUUGUGGGUCAGCAUAGUUUUAGACCCCGGCAGUAACAAACACCAUAGAAUACAAUGGAGACAUCUGUUGGAAAAAUGGUCUGCAGUCGAAGUUUGUCCCACUGAAGAUCCAGAUUAUCGGUCUUUUCCUUUGUACGCAAGAGAAAGGGAAAGAAACGAGAGAGAUCGUGACAGAGACCACAGAGAUAGAGACAGAGAGAGGCAUCGCGACCGAGAGGAGAGGGACCGAGAGAGACUGCGCGAAAGAGAGGAGAGAGACAGAGAAAGACAUAGAGAAAGACAGAGAAGAGAAAUGCAUUCCCAUUCAGAAAGUUCAGACGAAGAAUCUAGGCCUAAUAAUUAUGAACGCGAAUACAGGAGAGCAAGUAAAAGACUAAGACUAAACAACCAAAGAUCCGCACCGCAGCUGACGCCACGGACUGUUUUUCAUAAGGCGCUGGAUGCGGUAGACAUAUCCUGGGAGAACGAGCACCUGAAGAACAUCCUAGGCAGUGAUGAGUACAUCGACCCUGACAAACCGGAGAAACCUGGCAGUUCCACGACGACGACGCUGCAACCUUACCCCAAGUUCAAUGAAGAUGGACAGCCUCUGUGGCACGAGCACUUACCAGUGGUAGGCGCCCGUAUCGAAGCGCUGCGAGCGCACGGCCGCGCCCCCGCGGCGCUGAGACUGGCCGUCAGCGCCGCCAGAGCCAUGAGACAUCGACAGGAGGUGUCACAACAGCGAUGGCAAGAAGCAGGAGGGGGUGAGGCAUCGUCUUCGGGGGGCUCGGGCGGUGGCGGCGGGCCGGGCGGGGGGAGCGGGGGCGCGUCGUGCGCGGGGUCGGACGCGUGCGCCGGCGCCUGCACCGAGCGCGUGCGCCUGGCGCAGGUCUGUGCACACAUGGACUUCGGCUCCUGUCUGUCCAGCAGCGCCACCUGUGCGCUCUCACACAGCCAGCGGUGUAUCGGAAGAGACAGCAGAUGUUGGACCGGAUGGACACUAGAAGCCAUUUGGUGCGUCUACGAAUGCCUAGCCGAUGCCUGUCUAGCACCCGAUGAUCAACGCGCAUCACCCAGAUUACACACAGCUUAUCUUGAUGAAGAACCAAACACGGGCCUUCCGCCUAGGUAUCAACACGUCCCAGUAGCGGGUAGCAAGAAUCCUGAAGAGACUUACCUGGCACUAGCAUUAGAGGCAGCGUUACUAGGGUUGGGGGUGCAGAGGAUGCUACCACAGGGGCUGUAUGCGCAGGAGAGGCAUUGUAAGCAGGAGGAGAGACUCAUUGCACAGCUGCAGAGAGUGGAAGGGGAAGCGGCCGCAGGAGUCUGCGCGAGAGUGGCAGCCGCGUUACUAGCUGGUGGACCUGCGUCGUGCCUAGGCGCACGAGUACACCCUCGAGCAGCGCCAGCGCAUACAUUUGCGCGAUUCCUCUUCCUAGCUCUCCUUCCCGCGCACCCUGACCUGGCCUACCGAGUAGGACUCCGAGCCAUGCGCCUGCCCAUGGUGGAGGAAGCCUACGCGUUAGAUGGCAGCAGUGCGGCCGGCGCACCAGGGGGCGCUGCUGGGGCCUGGCACACCUUGCAACAUGCUGAACAACAGCAAGCUGCUCUCGCUAGUGCAUUACUAGGUGCAGCUCGUGGCAACCCGGGCAGGUUGCGAGCCGCGCUGGGCGCCGCGCAGCGCCACGUGCGGUCGGCCGCGCAACUGUUCCGGCUGGCGCAGGACGCGCUGCGACACGCCGCGCCGCCCGCCGCGCCGCACCAUCAUCGAGACCUACUCGCUGCCGCAUUCGAACUGGGGUUACAGGUGUUACGGAUGACGCUAUCCUCGGUGAACUGGCGAAGACGAGAGAUGGUUCGCUGGCUCGUCACCUGUGCCACGGAACUUGGGCUAGACGCACUACUGUCCAUCAUGCAGAACUGGUACGAGUUGUUCACGCCGACGGAAGCAACAGGUCCAGUGGCCGCGGCGGCAAUGUCCCACGCUACUGCACUACGACUCGGUCUCAGCUUCGAACAGCAGGAGAAACUUAGUGCUUGUGCGAGGACACUAGCGCUACAGUGUGCUGCUAAGGACCCUCCAGGUUGUGCUCUAAGCGCUCUAUCAGUGUGCGAGGGCUCGGCCGGCGCAUUCGAGGCCGCGUGCGCAGCGGUGGGCGGCGCGGCCGCGCGGGGCGCGCUGGCGUCCAGCCAACUGUUCGCAGUGGCGCGGUACAUGGAGCAACGCGGCCAGCCUGCCAGGGCCAUGCGGCUGGCUACACUGGCUAUGCGAAACCUCCACUUACAUUAUAACCAGGACAGCCACCCUGCCAUCGCGGACAUCCACUGGGCGGUUGCGCUGGCGCACUCCCUGGGACGCGCCGAGCUACAGGCCAUGUUACCGCUGCUUGUCAAGAACGUGCAGUGCGCGCCUGUACUUUCGGACGUGCUGCGCCGCUGCUGCGUGGCGGCGGCGGGGUGCUCGCGGUCGCGCGGCGCGCCCCCGCGGCCGCCCACGCCGCUGCGCCCGCUGCUGGAGGCGGCGCUGCGUGCGUACGCGUCUACCACGCAUGCGCGCCUCGCACACAUCUCGCCGCGUCAUUACGCCGACUUUGUCGAAUUCCUCGGUAAAGCUCGCGACACAUUUGCGUUAGCGCCGGACGGCCCCCAUCAGUUCGCGGCGCUCCUCCAAGAGAUCAAGCUCAAAUACAAAGGAAAAAAGAAACUCAUGUUCCUCGUCAAAGAGAGGUUCGGAUGAACUGACUUCAAUAGUUAAUGUUUGUUACUCGUUCAAUACAAACCCCACCGAGUGUGCAACGUUUGCUAGUAUGGCAUUCCAUUGAAAAAAGGCAUUUUGUUACGAUGCGAGAAAAUUUAGUUCGAAAUUCCAAGUUUAUAUUUUUGUUGUUUUGUCAUUAUUUUCGACUACUACUGCACUUAAAGACCGCAUUGCUAUGACAUUUCCAUCUUUAUUUUUUUAAUAUUGCUGUCACUGCAACUUAUUUUCCAAAUAAGUAAUUUUGGCGCCAUCCGCCAACUGUCAACAGUGUCAACUUUUUUUUCUUAAUGGCAGCCUUUAUUGUUCUACCUAAAAAAAAAUAUCUAUAAAAUUCUGAGACACAAUGCAAAGCCAUUUUUUUCAACGUCCUUGGUAAAGGCAUUAUAUCUCAGAAUUUUAUAUUGAACCACACUGCAAAUAAUAUUUCUCAUUUCUAUUCGGUCUUUAAUGAAGUAGGAAGUCGUAAAACAACUUUUCAAUCCUCAUGGCAUGCUGUAAUAUUGUUGAAUUAGUGCAAUUAUUGUUUUCAUAUGAAAUAUUUGUUUUUUUUUUAUCAUUAUGUUGAGACUCGUGCAAUAAGCUGCCAUGGGACAAUUUAUUUAGUUACGCGAAGCAAGACGUCUUUUAGCCUUGCCACAAUGCAAAUUUUGUUAAUGACGAUUUGUUUUAUAAUUACAUUCUAAUUUAGUAUAAGAUGUAAAAAACUAAAUUUUGUAAAAUUACAAAGUAUGCCCGUGACUUGUCAAGUACUAGUGUGACAACGCUACUUACAUAACGAGGACAUGUGUCGUUUCGUUCCGCGGUAAUUUAAGCUCGAAAUAAUUUUACCGUCACGGUAAAAAUGAUUACCUCAUGCGAGUUACACAUAGUCUCGUGUACCCGCCGUGUACCAAACCAGUCUAUUCUAAAGUAUUAUUUUGUUAAUUUACUAAUUAUAAAUACGGCUGACCUCGUAAUUUUCAUUUUUUUAUUAUCGUAAGAAAUGAUCUCAAUAAUUCCAUUUGUGUAAAUAGAAACGAGUUUGUAAAUAUAGUACGAAGACAAGUUAGUAUUGGAAAAUAUUAGUUAAUUAUUGUAAUUAGUUAUGUGAUCUGUGCGAGGAUUGCGUGCUGUAUAAAUUGUGUAAAUGUCAGUGUGUUCUGGAGUGGUGAAAUAUCGUUAAUGUUAAGCGAUAUUCGCACAAAUCGCAAGUUGUAAUUAGGGUUAGUCACGCCACUCGUAUAGCGUCCAAUAGCAAUGGGAUAAUUCAUAAAUAUGACACAAACACCAAAGAAUAUCGUAAGUCCAACGUGAGAUAAGCAACGCCAUCAUUCUUUCAGUAUUCUUGAGUAUUCUGUAUCUGUAUAGAUUUUUGUUUUAUAUUAUUACCAGGGCACUGUUUGUGCAAAAUACUGAGCCGCGAAAGUUCUAUGAAUAUUUUAUACACAUAACCAAGCCGUAUCUUGUCAAUUUUCUAUUAAGUACACAAAAUUUAUUUCAAGACCUUUAUUCUUCAUGUGUUACUUCUAACUAUAAGUAAUUUGACUUUAGCCGUUAUUUCUUUGAACUCUGCCUUUUCUUGUUUAGAGUAGAUAAUUAAAUUUUAACAAGAAGUGCAUUUAUAAAGAUAGAAAUGAAUAAUAUUUAAAAAUAGAGACGAUGUAUGGAUAGUCUUGAGAGAAUAGUAUGAAUUGAAUAGUAUAUAGACUUAAUGAAGGACUUUUGUACUUUUUGUGGUGUGUAUGAGGGUUGUGCAAAACUUAUUUUGACAUGUACAAAGAAACAUACAAAGUUAAUAUUGUAUCCGUUCAUUGAAUCAAAAUUUUGCCAACCCUAUAUUGUGUCAAAUAAAAAAAACAGGACAUUAGUACUCAUUAUAAUAUUGAUAUAAAUGUAAAUAUAUAAAAUAUUAUUUUUAGUUAGAGCGCUGAUAGUAGACACAUCCAAUAUCUUCCUAAUCAGAGAUUUUUACACGAAAAAAAUUAGUAAUAUCUGGUAGAAAAGUGAUCAAUAGUAACAGUAAAAUGUAUGGUAUUUAUUAUACUGCUUUAUACGUGUUACAUACAUAGAACGGCAUAACAUUGUAAUGUAUAUAACGGAACCAUAUUUAGCUUGAGAACGUAUGACAUUAAUCAAAGAAAGGGCAAUAAAAAUGUCGUCUAUUUUUUUUUAAUUUAAGACAGGCGUCGAAUUUGGUAGUGUUAGUUACUUCUCAAGUUGAAUGUGUGUUCCGUGUCAAACGCUACAAAUAUCAUGUGACAAGUGUGAGUCAAGUAAACUAUCUCAGUCUGAACGCAGCAUUGCGUAAGUGGUGUUUAUAAAAUUAUUUUUUGUAUGAAAAGAGAAAUUAAUUUUCAUAAUAAUGCAAAUAAAUUAAUGUCGAGCAAUAAUUUCGAAGCCUUCGGCCGGUCUGACGUGAUUCUGUAUGUACAACUUUAUUGGUUGUCGGGAACAUGUGUUUGUGUAGCUUUUUAGUCUGUGUGCGUGGUGCAUUUGAUUAUGGAGUCAAAAUUAUCAAUCUGAGUGCAAUAGAAAUAUUUUUAUUAAUCAUUAUCUUUCUUAUUAUUUAUUUUCAUGUAACUGUAAAAUUCUGUAAUUAUGUAAAUGCAUUUGUUUUGUUUAGUUACCUAUCAAUAAUGUUUCAUUUAUUUUUACUGAUUUUCUUUAACACGACUUGCCAACUUAUAAACUCCAUGCAAAUAUUUGACCUCAAGUGCCUUCAGGCGAGUCCAAAUAAGCCAGACCGGCUCAUUACUUGAUUAUGUUGUAUUUUUAUUUAAUACUGUCAGUGGUUAUAUUGUAAUUGUGUUGUACGUCAAACGUGGACACCCUUCAGUGCUGGUAUUAUGAAGGUGAUAAUUUCAAUAUAAAUAAUUGAAAAACUAA